UGUGUAUAUAGAUCAAGAUCGGCAGCAGCAACAGGCGUCGGUCGCGCUCGGUUCUCGCAUCGUCCUUAUCAGCCACCCGCUCCGCCCCUCGGCCUCGUCUCCCUCGACUCGUCCUCACCUUGGAAAAAACGCGCACGACAACUAUCCUCGCGCUCGCAGACUUGUUCCCAUCACCACUACGUGCGGCACGCAGCAACGACAACCACCACGUCGACUGCAAGUUGUCCUCCUAACACCAUGCACCCCCUCACCUUCCUCCUCGGCUUUCUCCUCGCCGCCACCAACGUCCUCGCUAUCAGCAACAAGGGGACACCGUGCCAGUCCGCCUGCGGCGACUGGUCUGACGUUGUCAAGUACUGCUACCAGGUGUACACCAACACGCCCAAUACACGGGGCUACGAGUACUCGAACCAGUUCCUUGGCUGCAUCUGCAGUGGCAACAGCUUCAACGGCACGCUGGGCAACGACACGAUGGUGCAGUCGUCUAGUGUGUGCCAGUCGUGCACGACAACCCCUCCGCUGAUCAAGAAGGAUCUGUCGACCUUCUUGACUCUCUGCGCCAUCCAGAAGCAAAACGGCUCGGCGGCCAACGCAACAGAAUUCGCUCCCCUCGUCUACGUCACCAACACGGACCCCACCAUUUCGGGGGCGGUCAAGUCGGCGGCGGGUGCGACGUCGGGUGCCAGCCACAAGAGUGCUGCGUGGGCGACAUCCGCGCCGGCAGUGGGCGCCGCCGCGUUUGGCGCACUUUCCGGCCUCUCGCUCUUGGCAGCUUCCGCACUCUUCGUGCUCUAGACCAGACCAGCCACAGCCACAGGUGGCUCGGCAUAGACGACUCGGAUUCAACGACAACAUAGAUGCGAAGUAGAGAGACCGCAAAGCGGCAAGCAGGCAGCGAGGCAGCAGCGGGGCUGGCUGGGAUACGCCGCAACCAACCCAACCCACGACGACACCACCAACAUCACAUCCACCUGUAAAACUUGGCCGCUAGGUCACUCCGUUCACCACCCGCUGGGACCUUGACGGACAGUGUAUAUUUGUGCAGUAUCAUAUUCAUCACCAUCAGACAUUAUGUAUAA
Vanrija pseudolonga is the source of this 1079-nucleotide messenger RNA. RefSeq lists its product as uncharacterized. Bases 238 to 795 code for a protein of 185 amino acids. Lineage: Eukaryota; Fungi; Basidiomycota; Tremellomycetes; Trichosporonales; Trichosporonaceae. The transcript has 3 exons. The record is from RefSeq and is a predicted model, not a curated record.